This is a messenger RNA of Mizuhopecten yessoensis (Yesso scallop), 761 nucleotides long. Its product is annotated as DNA-directed RNA polymerase II subunit RPB9-like. Gene Ontology annotation, molecular function: DNA-directed RNA polymerase activity; zinc ion binding; nucleic acid binding. Lineage: Eukaryota; Metazoa; Mollusca; Bivalvia; Pectinida; Pectinidae. The record is from RefSeq and is a predicted model, not a curated record. Gene Ontology annotation, cellular component: RNA polymerase II, core complex. Bases 78 to 461 code for a protein of 127 amino acids. The transcript is spliced from 5 exons. Gene Ontology annotation, biological process: transcription-coupled nucleotide-excision repair; DNA-templated transcription; transcription initiation at RNA polymerase II promoter.
GUUUUAUUGUAUUGACAUAAGCGACCAUAUCCUGGGUUAUUCUUUAUUUCGCUUCGUUUCGCAACCGUCUUGAAAGCAUGGACCUGUAUGAAAAUCACGAUGAUGGUCCAGGAUUUGUGGGGAUAAGAUUUUGUAAAGAAUGCAACAACAUGUUGUACCCAAAAGAAGACAAAGAGAAGAGAAUAAUGGUUUACGCUUGCAGAAACUGUGACUAUCAACAGAUUGCAGACAAUCCUUGCAUUUAUGUGAACAAGAUUACCCAUGAAGUGGAUGAGUUGACACAGAUCAUUGGUGACGUCAUUGCAGACCCUACCCUACCACGGACAGAGGACCAUGUCUGUCCCAAAUGCAAUCACAAAGAGUCUGUGUUCUUCCAAUCACAUAGUUCAAAGGCUGAGGAAGGGAUGCGACUUUACUACGUGUGUACAAACCAGCAGUGUGUUCACCGGUGGACAGAAUGAAUGGAUAUUAUCAUUUUAUUGCCUUCAGUUAAGAUGCUAGAAGGAAGGAAAAGAUAAAGAAACAUGGCAGUGUGCAAAGAAAACAAUUAGUGAAUCAUGGGAGAUUAUCCAGGUGCCAUGUUCAUAUUCCUGUAAACUUUGAUUUUAUAACUUUAAUUAUGUCUUGAUUACACAUUAUGUCAUUACAGUUUGGUGAGAAUCUGUAUCAGUAGAUUAAGAGAGUUGAAUGUGCGAGAAUGAGUGAAAGUUCAUCACAUAUUUUUUUUUUAAAGUAACAAAAAUAAACAAGAUUAUCUAAUG